Guillardia theta CCMP2712 is the source of this 734-nucleotide messenger RNA. RefSeq lists its product as hypothetical. Bases 43 to 660 code for a protein of 205 amino acids. The transcript has 2 exons. The record is from RefSeq and is a predicted model, not a curated record. Lineage: Eukaryota; Cryptophyceae; Pyrenomonadales; Geminigeraceae.
GAUCAAGUCAAAUAUCUACACGGCUCUACUCUCAACGACACGAUGUCAGAGGCGGCGAUAGAAGCUUUCAGUAGGGAGAGCCUGGGGCUGGUCAAUAAGGACGAGGUGAAGAAGGAAGUCAGGUACAUCUACAAGAUCAUCUCCGAUCGAGAUGUCUACAGGGAAAAACCCAAGCGGGACAAAGAGGAAGUGAAAACUCCGGCGCCAGCUCCUGCUUCCACUCCUUCUCCGGCGCCAGCUUCAGUCCCAACUCCGGCGCCAGCUCCAGCUCCAGCUCCAGCUCCCGUCCCGGCUCCAGCAAUAUCCAAGCAGAACACGAUGUCGCCAAGCAGGAAAGACGUCUACAUAAACAACGACCCAUUCGGCUUCUUGAAGAAGAAGCUGGAGAAGAAGCAGAAGAUUCAAGAAGCUCAGGAGCAGUUUCACAAGUCGAUCCAAGGAAUGAAAGACAAAGGCUACCUGAACGCCAUCAACAAUGCUAAGAAUGCUAAGAAUGCCCAAGGCCACCAAAGGAAUCGAGAUGGGUCUUGGUUUGGAAAGCUGAAACCCCUCAAGUACCAGGAGAACUAUUGGACUGAUGGAAGAGGGAAGUGGGAGGGUGACAAGCACACGGGAUAUGAACCUGUCGAGUAUGGACAAGGAUGGAGAGACACAGAUUGAUGGGUGCGAAAAGCACUAUUGUCAUAGCCCCUGAGGGGUUCAAUGUCCAUUAGCAAUGAAGUUCCUUUCUCAGG